This is a messenger RNA of Colius striatus (speckled mousebird), 1026 nucleotides long. RefSeq names its product basic proline-rich protein-like. The coding region runs from base 1 to 1026 and encodes 341 amino acids. Lineage: Eukaryota; Metazoa; Chordata; Aves; Coliiformes; Coliidae. The record is from RefSeq and is a predicted model, not a curated record. The transcript has a single exon.
AUGCGGAUCAGCAUGGCUCUGAGGCUUAGGACGUGCACAGCGCAACUCCCUUUAUUUCUUUUAAACAAAACGACAGGCUCGGACAUGCCCCUCCCGCCGGCGCGGCCUCAGCGUCCCGCGCUGCCUCAGCGCCCCCAGGAGCGCGGCCCCAGCGCCCCCCCAGCGCCCCCAGGAGCGCGGCCUCAGCGUCCCGCACUGCCUCAGCGCCCCCAGGAGCGCGGCCUCAGCGCCCCCAGCCGUGCGGCCCCAGCGCCCCGCGCUGCCCCAGCGCCCCCAGGAGCGCGGCCCCAGCGCCCCGCGCUGCCCCAGCGCCCCCAGCCCGGCGCGGCCCCAGCGCCCCGCGCUGCCUCAGCGCCCCCAGGAGCGCGGCCCCAGCGCCCCCCCAGCGCCCCCAGGAGCGCGGCCUCAGCGUCCCGCACUGCCUCAGCGCCCCCAGGAGCGCGGCCUCAGCGCCCCCAGCCGUGCGGCCCCAGCGCCCCGCGCUGCCCCAGCGCCCCCAGGAGCGCGGCCCCAGCGUCCCGCACUGCCUCAGCGCCCCCAGCCCGGCGCGGCCCCAGCGCCCCGCGCUGCCCCAGCGCCCCCAGGAGCGCGCCCCCAGGAGCGCGGCCCCAGCGCCCCCAGCGCCCCGCGCUGCCUCAGCGCCCCCAGGAGCGCGACCCCCAGCGCCCCCAGGAGCGCGGCCCCAGCGCCCCGCGCUGCCUCAGCGCCCCCAGCCCGGCGCGGCCCCAGCGCCCCCAGCGCCCCGCGCUGCCUCAGCGCCCCCAGGAGCGCGACCCCCAGCGCCCCCAGGAGCGCGGCCCCAGCGCCCCCAGGAGCGCGGCCCCAGCGCCCCGCGCUGCCUCAGCGCCCCCAGCCCGGCGCGGCCCCAGCGCCCCCAGCGCCCCGCGCUGCCUCAGCCCCUCGCGCUGCUCAGUGGGGCGCCGGCAAGAUGGCGCUGGGCAGCGGGCGGUUGAACCGUGGGUAAAAGCCUGUUCAGACACGCCUCUUCACACACACCUCUCCACCUGGCUGCCAAAUGCCGUAUAA